UCAUUCUAUGAGUAGUUCUGAUCCGCAAGUACAGAGGGUUACUUAUCUGCACGUGGGAAAAAUUAAAACUCGGUGAAUAAUAUAUAUAUAUUCUGGUACCUUCUUUUCUUUUCUUUCACAUAGGCAAGCUACGAUCAAUCUAACCUCAUAAAAACAACAUAAAAGCACAUUUUGAACAAUGAGUGAAAAACAAGAUGAUCAACCAAAUAAAAAAGCUUGGACAGAAGCUGAGAGGUUGGAACUAGCUGCGAAGCUUGACAAAGAUCUAGAAGAUUAUAUAGACAAUCUUGAUAAAAAAUCAUAUUCUGAAGGAUGGCCAGAGGAUCGUUGGCAAGAAGAGAUGGAGAAGCAUCCCUUCUUCAUGACUCAACUGCCAGAAAAUCCUAACGAAGUGUCUCCUCUCAUAGAAGGAUUGCAGCAAUUGAAAUACAGCGAAGAGUACAAUACUCCAAAUGAAUUGGCUCAAAGCUAUAAAGAAGAUGGCAAUUUUAAUUAUAAACAUAAAAAAUAUCGCCUCGCUAUUCUCUGUUUUAGUAAAGGUAUUUCCAGCAAAUGUGAGAAUACUGAACUCAUGGCUCAAUUGUAUAACAAUAGAGCAUUAGCUCAAUUCAAACUACAAAAUUAUAGAUCAGGUUUAAAUGAUUCAAAACAGGCACUGAAGUUAAAGCCUGAUUAUUUAAAACCAUUACAUACAGCAGCCAAGUGUUGUUUUAAGGUAAAAAAUUAUGAUAAAUGUGUUAGUUACUGCGAUCAGGUUCUCAAUAUGUUAGAGCAAAAGAACCAAAUAGACUAUGAAAUUGUUACUUUAAGAGCAAAGGCUGUAAAAGAGAAAAAAAUUAAGCUAAGAGAUAUUAGAUUGCAGGAAUUAAAAGAAAAGAAAGGUGAUAAAAUCAGGGAAGAAAUAAUAGAAGCCAUAAAAGCUAGCAAAAUAAGAACAGAUAAUUCUGAUGUAUUUUACGACAGUCAAUGUCAUGUUCAUCUUAAUGAAACGGGUGAAUAUUUGGUUUGGCCUGUAAUUUUUGCCUAUCCUGUAAACAAUCAGACUGACUUUAUUCAAAACUUCCAAGAAGAUAUAUUACUCAUAGAGCAAUUAGAAGAAAUGUUCAAGGAAUCCCCUGCGUGGGAUACUAAACAAGCUUACAUAAUAAGUGGAACUGAGAAUACUUUAAAUGUAUAUUAUGAAGGUAUUGACAGAAAACCAUAUAAAGUGGAUGUUAACAAGCCCUUGGGAUCAAUUUUACAAGAAGAAAAGUUUAUUGUAAAAAAUGGCACGCCAUGGUUUUUCAUUCUUUUAGCUGAUAGUAAAGAGGAAGAAAGUUUCUUGAAAGCUUAUAGAUAAUUGUUGCUUGUUACAGCUUAUAUGCUUAACAUACGAUUCAUCUGUUAAUUUUAAAAACAGUGACAGCAAAGACUUAUUUCAAUGUACAUUUUUGAAGAUUGCGACUUUUAUGAAAAAUACAAUAUUGUUACAAAAUUGUAUACAAUAGUAGCAGUUUAAAUUGUAAGAAUCCUUGUACAUAUACAUAAUAUUCUAAUAAGUUUUGUUACAAACAAAUAAAUAUCUAAUUUAUAUAUUAUAGAGAAAAAUUUUGACCUUCUAUUUCAAUGUGAUUGCAUUUAAAAUUACUCAAAAAAUCAUAAAAUAAAAUAUCUGAAAGAUUGUUUAUUACUAUAAA
Messenger RNA from Nasonia vitripennis (jewel wasp), 1676 nucleotides. RefSeq names its product DNA polymerase interacting tetratricopeptide repeat-containing, protein of 47 kDa (gene Dpit47). NCBI's taxonomy places the organism in Eukaryota, Metazoa, Arthropoda, Insecta, Hymenoptera, Pteromalidae. The transcript is spliced from 2 exons. The record is from RefSeq and is a predicted model, not a curated record. The coding region runs from base 179 to 1339 and encodes 386 amino acids. Gene Ontology annotation, molecular function: Hsp90 protein binding.